Molecule: messenger RNA, 640 nt
Organism: Triticum urartu
Lineage: Eukaryota; Viridiplantae; Streptophyta; Magnoliopsida; Poales; Poaceae
Product: Ribosomal protein L31
Source: RefSeq, a predicted model, not a curated record
UUUAUUCGCUUUCUUAUCUCACCCACCCCGCCUCCCCUGUCACUAACAGGUGGGCCCUCGCUGACAGAACCCUCUCCAGCGCCUCUCUCUCUUUUCCUCGAGUCACCACCAGAAAGAGCAGCGGCGGCGUCCGGCGGCGCCGCGGCGAGCGCGAAGGAGGACAGGGACGAGCGGCAGGCCGGCGACCAGCAGCACCCCUCUCUUCUCCGUUGGUGAUUCCUCCCCAGGUUGGAAGGAUGAGGAAGGGACUUCAUCCCCAGAUGCAGUGGAUCUCGUACGUGACGCAGAGCGGCAGGCUGAUCAACAUCAUGAUGACCAAGGUGAACCACACCGGCAAAGUGUACCACAUGAGGGCGAAGCGGCAGAUGGCUCAGAGCCUGGGGCAGAUCGCCAAGUUCAAACGCCGAUACGAGCAGGAAGCGCCGGAGGAGAACCAAGACAAGUAGGGCAGUGCUGUUUGCAAAGGAGAUAUACAUUCUCCUUAGCCUUAAGCUGCAUCAUCAGAUUUUAGUUAAUGAACUUUGUUCGUGGAAUUUUGUUUCCAUUCUCAGGGAUAAUGCUGUUUAAACCUCUGCAAGUUCGUGUCACUUGCAUGUUGGGAUUCUCAGAGCCAUAAAACAAAAGGAAAUUUUGAAGCCAA